This is a messenger RNA of Vairimorpha ceranae, 222 nucleotides long. RefSeq lists its product as hypothetical. Bases 1 to 222 code for a protein of 73 amino acids. The transcript has a single exon. The record is from RefSeq and is a predicted model, not a curated record. NCBI's taxonomy places the organism in Eukaryota, Fungi, Microsporidia, Nosematidae.
AUGGCUUCAAAAUUAAAGAAAUCUUGGAAAAAUGAAAAAAAGAAACCUAAAACAGCAAUUUUUUCACUUGAAAAACAGAAAGAAAUGAGAAAAGAAAAAUUAAUGAAAGCCAAAAUUUUACGAGAGAAAAUAAAAGGUCUUAAAGAAAAGAAGAAACAGUAUUUUUUAGAUCUUGCAAGACAAAAGGCUGAAAAAUUAGAGGCAGAUAAAUUAUUAAAAUAA